This is a messenger RNA of Chlamydomonas reinhardtii, 4957 nucleotides long. RefSeq lists its product as uncharacterized. The record is from RefSeq and is a predicted model, not a curated record. Lineage: Eukaryota; Viridiplantae; Chlorophyta; Chlorophyceae; Chlamydomonadales; Chlamydomonadaceae. The transcript is spliced from 13 exons. Bases 368 to 4168 code for a protein of 1266 amino acids.
AGACAGCUAAUGUGCCUGGUGCCCUUUCGCUUUCAACCGUCCCACGCAGACUUCCCUCUUACCCUUAUCGACAACGGCCAAAGGCCAUGCAAUGACGACUUCUGCUGUGUUAACGUCAUUACGCUUAAGCUCGGGUCACACCAACGCCGGGCAAGCUCGCUAGGCUGCCCGAAACUGAUGGCUCCUUAGCACUGCACAAGCCUUUCGAUGCGUGUGGAGAAUGAGCGAAAACAUAGAACAAAACAGGCUUCGGCGGUGCAACGCACGGCGAAUGAGCAGCGGCACGGUCGAGGGGCUCGCAGGAAUGUGGCAAGGCCAAACGGGGCCAGGACGAACAGGGCUGCUGGGGCUGACAUCCCAAUUGACGAUGGACCUGCGAGGCGGCAAGCUGCUCGUCGGCAAGGCUGACACUGCCUCGCGCAGCCCGUUGGACUGCUCGUCCCCAAGCGGCACAAUCCCGCAAACCCGCGCCCGCUCCGUGGCCGCCUUCGCAGCAGCCGCCAACUCACCUCGCCUGCACGGCGUCGGCUCCAUCCUCAGCCACAGCUCGCAGUGGCUGGGUGCGGACUUCUUCCUGGUGGUGCACGUGCGCGAGGCGCGGGACCUGGGGCCCGGGCGGAGCGCCACAUGCGACCCCCUGGUGCGUGUGAGUCUGCAGCGGGGCGGCGGCGCCAAGCCGCGGCCGCUGCUGGAGGCGGAGACGCGAGUGCUGCUGCGCAACCGCAACCCCAUGUGGGAGCAGAGCCUGACCUUCCCGCUAGACCAUGUGUCUGAGGACAUGGAGCUGCAGCUGCGGGUGCGUGACAACGACAUCCGCCACUUCGAGUCCUUCAUGGGGCAGGUGUCCUUGUCCAUGUGGGAGGUGCUCAACGCAGUGGCGGAGCUGGGGCAGGAGAUCAGCUACAGCAUGCCCCUGUACGACGACUCGGGCCUGGGGCGGCUGCGGCCCGGCACCCUGGCCUUCGGGGUGGCGGUGCACGCCAAGAGCACCUACAAGGAGCUGCUAGCCUCCCGCGCGGCGCUGCAGGACCCCAGUCAGAUCCAGCAGCUGCUGCAGCCGUACACACUGCACCUGCAGCUGCAGGGGCUGAGGGGGCUGGCGGGACCGGCCGCAGCACCGGCGGGCGCCGGGCUGGCAGUGCACGUGGGGCUGGCGGGCUAUGGGGCCAGUCGGCCGCUGCGCUGCGCGGUGGUGGGCGGCGAGGCCGACCCGCCCGACAUGGAGCUGGCGGUGCCGCUGGGUCGGGCGCUGGCGGGCGUAGCGGGGCUCAAGGGCAAGGCGGCGGCACGGGCACAGUUUGGCGACGUGCGCAUUGAGCUUCACAACUCCAAGGGCCGACUGCUGGCCAAGACGCAGGUGCCGCUGUGGAGCGUGCCCUUCGAACACCAGCACCACCAACACCAGCAGCCGCAGUUGCAGCAGGUAGCGGAUGGUCCACACGCCGUGCACGGGCACAGCCCACCACGCCAGGACCGGCAGCAAGGCGAGCCCGGGCCAGCAGCACCAGCGCCAGGCGGGCCCGGCGCAGACGCGGCAGGGGCCGAGGCUGGGGCUGGGGCACUGACAGGAGACGCGGGGGCCGCUGAGGAGGACUGUGGGUCGCAGCAGGUCUGCACUAGCAGUGCCGACAACGGCAGUGGCAGUGGCUGCGGAUCAGGUUCAGCAGCAGCAACCGCUGGUAGUGGGAGCUCCACCCAUGCCGCCGCCGCUGCCGCGGCUGGACCCUCCAAAUCCCCAGUGAGCUCGCCUUUCGCGCAAGCGUCCAGCGCCGCCGCUGCGGCGGCGGGGGUGGCCGCUGCCGCAGACGCCAGUGCCACGGCCGAGGACGCCAGCACGCGCAGCCGCGGCAGUAGCAGCGCCGCCGGCGUCAGCGAGGGCGACGGAACCGGAAGUAGCAGCAGCAGAAGCAGUGACCGCACCAGCUUCAGUGCCGCCAGCACUGCGGCGGAAGGGCCGCCAGGAGAUGCAGGUGGCUUGCGCGGAGGGGAGACGGGGGCGGCAGUAGCAGCCGAGGUGGCAGCGGUGGAGGCGGCAGUAGCAGCCUACGACCCGUCAUACAACCGACACAGCUUGGACAGCGGCCUGAGUCCUCCUCCGCUGUCUGCAUCUCGGGGCCUGGGGGCGAAGGAGCUCGAGGCAGACCCGGCAGUCGCCACACCUGCCACAGUUGUGGCUGUGGCUGCUGCGGUGGUGGCGGCGGAAACAACGCCAGCGGCAGACGCCGCUCCGCCGGCUGUAGCACCGCUCUGGGCGGGGCGACGCUACUGCCGGCGCAUGGAGCGGGUGGACAAGAGCGCGCUCAGCGGCGCCCCCACGGUCAUUGUCAACAUGCAGCUGUGCCUGGCAGCGGCGCCGCCAGCAGAAGGCGACCUGAGUCUGCUUGGCGAGGAGCUGGCGGCGGCGGUGUCGCGGCAGUCAGCCUCCGCCGCGUCACUGGCGUCAACGUCUGCCGGCGGCUGGCGGGAGGUGAUGCAGGCGGAUGGCUCGUACAGCGGCGCCAGUAGUGGCAGCGGCGCCAGUGCCGCGCCCUCCCAUCUCAAGUCCCUGGCGGGCGGCCUGACACGGCCGCUGGUCCGCGGCUUCACCACCCUCAUCGGCGUGGUGGCCGGGGCCAGCGAGGGCAGCGGCGGCGGCGGCGGUGGCAACGACGGCACCUCCAGCAGCAGCGGCAGCAUCAGUGCAGCGGCCGCAGCAGCCGGCUCCGCCGGAUCCGCUGGCAGCGGCGGGAGCUCAGUGACCACUGGCGCCGUGCUGGCGCCGCCGCCACAAGGGCGCCGCACCGGCAGCACCACCGCCGGCAGCGCCGCCGCCAGCACCCUCGCAACCACCUCGGCCGAGUCCGGUGCCGCCUCCCCGCCCGCACACAGCGACGCGCCCCAGCCGCCCGCGCCGGGUGCGCCUGCUCUCCAGGGUCACAUGCGCGCCGACGUCCCGCCCGCCGCCGCCGCCGCCGCCGCCACGGACGCGGACGCGCUGCUGACCCACAGCCCCAACGCGGACCCGUUCGACUUCUGGAGCGUGGAUGUGGCCGAGCCGUGUCUGGCGGCGCUGCUGCCGCCGCUGCCGCCUCUGGAGCACGUGGUGGGGGACUUUGUGGUGCGCACCGGGCCGCACGAGCUGGCCAACGCGCUGUUCGGACACCAGUCACCGGUCACGGCCAGGGUGGCAGACGGCAUGGGCGUCACGGCUGCUGUGGUGGUGGUGGGCUGGGGCCCUGACAAGGAGGGCCGGGCGCCCAUGGCCCGAUACAUGACCUACCUCACCCCCACGCCCCUGGUCGGCACCACACCCGUGGAGCACACGCAGAGGAUGGUCGCCAAGACGGAUGCGGGGUUCAUCGUGGAGAACCGCAUCACGCCCAACCCGAUGGGGGUGGGCCGCGUGGUGACCAUCACGGUGCAGGUGGUGGGCCGGCACGCGGGGCCGGGCAAGACGCGGCUCACAGCCUCACUCAAGGCCGAGUGGUACGGCAGUCGUGCGCUGUACCUUCUCAAGGGACGGGUACUGGCGGCGUGCCCCAAGGAGUCGCGCGGGUACUACAAGCAGCUGCGGGCGGAGCUGGACAAGGUGUUCGGCGCCGAGGACGUCUCACCAGCCACAGAGGGGGCGGUGGCCACCGCCGCAACCCGCUCGCGUGUCGCCGCCGCCGCCGCGGCGGCGGACGCCUCUCCCGCUGCCGCUCGGCCCACGCCCAUCCCCGUUGCCCUCUCGGGUGUCGCGCCGGGCUACGUGGAGACGGCGGACGCGGACAAUGAGGCGCUGGCAGCCGCCGCCGCCCUGGCGGCCAGCGGCGGCUCCGCCGCCGGUGCAGCCGCAGUGCUGCGCACCAUGUCAUCCAGACGCCGGGGCUUGUCUGCUGCUGCGACGGCUGGUGCUGCCUUGACCGCAGCGGCGGACGGCGCGGCCCAGUCACAGGCUGGUGGGUUGCUUGUGGCGGCGGCGCUGGUGCUGCUGCUGGUGGCGUUGGCGCUAGGGUUUGUGCUGUGGACGGCGCUGGGUGCGCUGAGGUCUGCGACCGAGGAACUGGCGGACAGUCGGCGGCAGCUGGAGCGUGCAGCGGGCUUGCUGGAAGCCGCCGCGGCGGCGGCGGUGCAAGCCGCAGCGACGGCGGUUGGGAGGGCGCCGGGCGUUGAAGCAACCCUAGCUGCGUGCAUGGCGGGCGAAUGAGCGAGCCUCUUCGCUUCUUGUUUGUGAGCGAGUCCGUCCAGGGCUCCGGCAGGGUGUCCGAGUAAAGGUUCUGCAUUGUUGGAUGUAACUAGGCGCGCGGCGUUGGUUAUAGAUGGAGGGCUGUAUGGAUGCCUGUCGCACUGCCGCGACGCGCACGCACUAAGCAAUGAUCAAAUUUGGAUUUCCUGUCUUGCCCGUCUUGACGAGACGCGGGAAGAAAUCGACACGUGUUGGCGACAUUUAAAGACGGCACAGUCAGGGCGAACAAGCAAGCAGACGAGCACGCACCUGUUACUGCCAUAUCGGGUGCACGCACACAGCCGCAUGUACGCCAACAGCCCAUGACCGCAUGUGAACAUUUGAACGGCACCCCAGGACGUGCUGCACUUGCUGGCUGUGUGUGAGAUUGUGACACAUGUGCCCUUUCCCCCGUUUCGCUCUGGCAUGUGCUGCAUUCAGUGCGGCCAUAAAUGCCCUUGUAUGAAUGCUGAUUAGUACUGGGGCGUUUUGUAUCGCCCCGGGCUGUACGGAGGCUCGAUAGGGUGGACCGUCCACGGCUUUGCAUGUUGUCUUGCUGCAGCUUGGACUGAUGACGCAAGGCGCAUCGGCCGUGCAGGCGAGUGCUGCUCAAUGGUACUGCUAGUAUGACGUAUGUACGCCUUGUUGAUAGGAGAGCGCCCACGAGAGCGCCCCGGUGGGCGUCGUAGGGCCCAACUUAGCCCCUGCGCCCAGCUAUCAGUGCCGACUGAUCGUGGCCUGCAUCGACGUUUGUUGUAGUCGAUAUCAAGG